This is a messenger RNA of Gilbertella persicaria, 1266 nucleotides long. RefSeq lists its product as uncharacterized. The transcript has 2 exons. The record is from RefSeq and is a predicted model, not a curated record. The coding region runs from base 318 to 1238 and encodes 306 amino acids. NCBI's taxonomy places the organism in Eukaryota, Fungi, Mucoromycota, Mucoromycetes, Mucorales, Choanephoraceae.
UUAUUUUCUUUUGUUCUCUCGAGAUCAACACGAUGCUAAGGUACCUUAGAAUAAAUAAAUGCCUAGUUGUUUUUUGAGCUUCUCGGUUUAUUUUAUGAGUGUGUUUAUUUUUAACGCGUUUUUGAAAAAGUGAAUCAAUUCCAAGUUGGACACAAGAUCAUGCUUGGCCACUUAUAGAUACAGACACUAUUGACACAAGUUAUGCAAGCUCAAGCCACGCCGCAGCAUUAGCGAGCAUUUUUGGUCAUGACGCAUUAGACUUUCAUACGAAUGUUUCCGUAUUCUAUGAUGAGUUUAACUUUGUGCCACAUCAAACAAUGACAGAUACCAUUGAACCUUCCAGUUUGAUUCAUCAAGACUAUGUUCAUUCAGUGACAAAUGAUGCCAAAAGGAGACACAGCAGUAGCUCAGCAUCAACCAAUUCUUCUCUAGAAGAUGACAAUACAUUCUCUACUAUGCAUAGCCGAAGAUCAAGUCUAGACAGUGAAUCUUCCACAGAAUCAGUCAAGCCAAGCUACAUGCAUCGACGUCAAAUGGAAGAAGCCAUUUUAGAAAAAAUUACACAUCAAUUAGAUGCAGACAAGUUGCCUGGUAUUUUGACGAUCAUCUCACACAAUCAAGACAAUGUAGAAGAAGUCGAGAUUGAUUUAGCUAAACUGGACUAUGUUCAACUCGAACAUAUUUUACUCUAUGUGGAUGCAUGUCUUUUAGAGAAACAAGGUGGACCUAAAGUCAAAUUAAAUGACUAUGUGAUUCAGCCAAUGAAAAAGUCAAUGCCAAAGCAACGACGUCGAAAACAACGCUGUACUUCUAUUGUAGAAGCAGGCCAUGUCGUCCAUGGUACUUGUACAUCUCGACUGUCUGAUUCUUAUGGUCCAAUGUCGAUGUCCGCACUUACUGAAUACACUGUGAAAAGAAAAAACAAUAAGAAAAGAACACCGAAAAAGAACAAGAAAUUUAAUCAUACAUUACCUGUCAAGAAACCAUCCAAAAGGAAAACUGCUUUACAUAAACGUAAAUUACUGGAAGAUAUGAUUCAACCCUCUUCUAAUGAUGAAGAUGAAGAAGAAAACUCAAAAGGAGAUAUUAUCAUAUUUGGUAAUGAACAAAUGGAUUUUGCAGUGACAGACAAUCAAACCAUCGUUCAUUCGUCUUUGCCAACACAACACAUACCUUCUGUAAAUGACCAACCCAUCGAAGCAGACGAAGACGAUGAACUCAUUGACAUUAUGAUGUAAAAUAAACCUUUUAUUUCCAUAUAAACUA